Aureobasidium musti is the source of this 771-nucleotide messenger RNA. NCBI's taxonomy places the organism in Eukaryota, Fungi, Ascomycota, Dothideomycetes, Dothideales, Saccotheciaceae. The record is from the annotation of a GenBank genome assembly.
AUGGCUCCCAGUAUCGUUGAAGACGCCGUUCAAACAAACUCGUCACCCAUCUCGCAAUGGACCCCCGAGACAGUCCUUUCGACCAUGACUCCGCUGGAGAAGCACUCAUCAUCGCCUGUACCCUUCUUUCACCUUCUUGAGCGCCUUAAGACAACCAAGCGCGAAGGCUGGCGCAGAUUCGGAAUUAACCACGGCGAAUCCAUCUCCGAUCACAUGUAUCGCAUGUCCAUAAUCACCAUGCUCUGCCCCGCUUCUCUAUCGUCUCGCCUCGAUGUACCGCGCUGCACAAGAAUGGCCUUGAUUCACGACAUGGCCGAAGCCCUUGUCGGAGACAUUACUCCCGUAGAUGGCGUUCCAAAAUCCGAGAAGAACAGAAGAGAGGCUGAAACCAUGGACUACAUCUGCUCGACUUUGCUUGGCAAGGUUGGUGGUGGUCUGUCGGGCCAAGAGAUGCGCGCUGUGUGGCAAGAGUACGAAGACAGCCAGACUCUCGAGAGCAAGUUUGUGCACGACGUGGACAAGAUUGAGCUUCUACUCCAGAUGAUGGAGUACGAACGCUCCCACCAAGGCCGCAUCGACCUCGGCGAGUUCUCCUGGGUUGCUCGCAAGAUCGAGUUGCCUGAAGUCAAGGAAUGGUGCAACGACUUGUUGCGUGAGAGGGAGGCUUUCUGGGCCGAGCUGAACAAGACACCAACCGGCAGCACUUUGAACGAGGAGCAGGAGCAGCAGCAUCAACAAUACUACAGCAAGAACGGCAGCGCAUCUGCUUGA